Messenger RNA from Cotesia glomerata, 724 nucleotides. RefSeq names its product vesicle transport protein GOT1B. Gene Ontology annotation, biological process: retrograde transport, endosome to Golgi; endoplasmic reticulum to Golgi vesicle-mediated transport. Lineage: Eukaryota; Metazoa; Arthropoda; Insecta; Hymenoptera; Braconidae. The coding region runs from base 167 to 592 and encodes 141 amino acids. The transcript has 5 exons. The record is from RefSeq and is a predicted model, not a curated record. Gene Ontology annotation, cellular component: endoplasmic reticulum; membrane.
ACGUAAUUAUUAGACACGUAUAAAAUCAUGCCUGAUCAUAUUGAGUGACGUGGAUGCUAGGUUAGGAUUUUCUGACCAGUGAAAAUAGCUCGUGUAGAUAUAAACUAAAAAUAUAUGUAUUAUAUUUAAAUAAAUAAUAUAUAAUAGUUAAUAAAUAGAUAAAAAUAUGUUCGAAAUAACGGAUACACAGAAAAUCGGAGUAGGUCUAGCUGGUUUUGGAAUGUUUUUUCUUUUCCUAGGAGUACUAUUGUUGUUUGAUAAGGGUUUAUUAGCCAUAGGAAAUCUUCUAUUUAUUUCGGGAUUAGGGUGUGUAAUUGGGCCAAGACGGACGCUAAGUUUUUUUUUCCAGAGGCAUAAACUCAAAGCUAGCUUAGCUUUUCUAGGAGGUAUUAUUGUUGUUCUCAUGGGAUGGCCUCUUAUUGGAAUGAUUUUAGAAACAUAUGGAUUUGUUUUGUUGUUCAGUGGAUUUUUACCAGUGGCAAUAAACUUCCUGCGCCGAGUGCCUAUCUUGGGAACAUUUUUAAACAUGCCAGGAAUCAGUCGAGUAAUGGACAUGCUUGCUGGCGACUCCAAUAGAACAACUGAUUUUUAAUCAUGUAGGAUGCCUUCAAAUUUAUAUUUUAAAUCAUAAAGCAUGAAACAUUCCAAUUAUUUUUUUAUUUCUAUUUUUAUCAAUAAACACUAUCAUCAUUUAUUGAUUAAGAGAGCUUAUUUUAUUUCAUUA